Molecule: messenger RNA, 5965 nt
Organism: Mya arenaria
Lineage: Eukaryota; Metazoa; Mollusca; Bivalvia; Myida; Myidae
Product: SLAIN motif-containing protein 2-like
Exons: 9
Coding region: 89-1534 (481 amino acids)
Biological process (GO): microtubule nucleation; cytoplasmic microtubule organization; positive regulation of microtubule polymerization
Cellular component (GO): microtubule plus-end
Source: RefSeq, a predicted model, not a curated record
UCCAAAAUGGCAACCAAAACAAAUUUAGCUGAAUAAAAAUUAGUAAUUUGUCAAUAUUAUCUGUUAAUUUAUAUAUUUUGUCGACGAAAUGACAUCCAUAAUGGAAAUAGGAGAAGGUGGAAUAGAUCCACAGACUGAAGUUCGAAAGCUUCAAGACUUAGUAAAGAAAUUGGAGACUCAGAAUGAAGUUCUGAGAUCUAAACAAAAACUUUCCACAUCUGAUAAUGACUCAAAUAUUAUUGAAACAGGAAAUGAAGUAUUAAAACCGGCUGUGAAUAACAGUGUAUUUUAUAAUAAUAGAAAACAUUCAGAAAAACGUGAUAUAGCCAAGAAGACAGAAAGUUUAGAAUCUGUUGAGUUAAUUGAUGUGAAUUCUCCCUCACAUGAAGAUGAUGAUAAUUGGUUGUACAGUUCUCCAAGGCCAUUAACGCCACAACAGCACAGGAUGUCUCCAUACAAGUGGGUCAGGCAAGACCUUGACAGCCCCGCACCAGAUAUCACCUCUGCACGGAAAUCCCUAAAGUAUAAGCUGGAUGAAGUUGCAAGAAUGAGUCGCAGCAGCAGCACGCCAGUAUUUCAUAAUUACUCGACUCCUCCAAAAGCAAACAGUCCCGCCAUGAGCUUAUCUGCAGACAACACCCCAUCUCCAAGGAUAAUGAAACCCUCCGCCAUGAAACCCCAUGCCAAAUCCAGCCUUGCAUACAGCCCUGGACUGCAAGGUAGUAGGUUAAACACUGGGACAUUUACUCGACCCAAAAAGUCUCGAGACAAGCCUAGCCCCGCAGAGACUCCAGAAGAUGAUGUUGAUGGGGAGGAGCCAGCCAUUCACCACCAGAAUGUGACGGACAUAGAGAACAUGGCAAAACAGCAAGAAGAAAGCCUAAGACAGAGCAUGGCUCACACCUCACCCAGAAGAGGGUUUAGGUCGCGACCCCUUCCAAACACGAGUGCCUCUCAAUAUAACGAUUCCAAUAGUCUGUCCUCGGCAGACUCUAAUCGUUCAAGCCCAGCUAGGUUGGAGGAGGGUGAGGGUCGGAGAGACAGCACAAACUCAGCGGGCUCUGACCACAGCAGUCCACCCGACAGUCCAUAUGCCAGCAACCAACACCUGCAUGUCAACAACGCUGGUGCAUCCAACUUCCGAGGCAGUGCUCCGAAUGUAUCAAGGCUUAUUCCUCGUGUUCAGCAUCACAACAGUGACUCAAGCCUCACUGAUCACUCUAACGGUGAAAAUGGUGUUCACAAUGAUGACUCUCCCAAAUAUGCCAGUCGAUUGCCUCUGAGCCCACUUGGCCGGCCAGCGUCCCCGAGUGUGAGCGGGCUCAAACAGCCGCAGAGAGCUAUGAGAGGGCCCUCACCCCAGAGGAGCGGGCUCCCCACUCCUAAGCGGUCGAUACCGCGCCCUGGGUCUACAACACCCCGGUCAAGUAUACCAACAACUCCUAAAAGAAUAUCUGGUUUGCCCUCUCCACAAGUUCGGAACAGUCAACCAAAACCUCGCUUUGAUGAAAGUUGGCGCGAUGGGUGCUUCUAAUGCCUCUUCCAAUCAGUUCUUCAUGUUCUUCGACAGUUAAUAACAAUGAUAAUAAUUAUUUGAAUGUCCUUCAAGUGACAGAUUCUGUUUGAUUUAAGAGGUUUGUUUAAUUCAAACAAAUGGGGUUACUUGAAGAAAUGAGAAUGUUAGUCAUUCAAAAACAAUGGCAAAGAAACUGUAAAAUGAAACACAGAGCAUACAAGGCUGUAAAAUGAAACACAGAGCAAUCAAGGCUGUAAAAUGAUACACAGAGCAUACAAGGCUGUAAAAUGAAACACAGAGCAUACGAUCGGUUUUAAUAUGUUUAUGGCAAUGUGUGAUCUUUUGUUUGUACUUAGUCAUACCUUUUUGUGAGAACUGUUUUAUCCCUUGAAAAUGGAAAACUAAUUUUGCUUUUAUGAUAAGGUCACAUUAAUUAUUUUAACUUGGUAUUCAUAAGCUUAGUUAUAAUUUGAAUGUAAUAAACUGAAAGAACAGAAAGCGCAAAAUGAAUGUUUGAUACCUAUGUUCAAUUGGAUUAUCUUUGAACAUGACUUGAAAAAAGUCGUUAUUUCACUUUAAAAUUAUGUUUUAUAGAUAAUACAGCACUAAGUGUGAUCUGUGAUAAAAACCUGCUGUGCAGCGUUUUUAUUUAUUAUAUAUUUUAGAACUAAUGGCAUUAUAUGUGUCUUCAUCUCAAAUGAAAAGAAGUAUUUUACUAGUAGUUAUUUACACAGCAAGGUUAUAUUAACUUGAUAUUGGGAUUGUCACAGAUUCUAAUAAGUACAUGGUCAUGUUAACUGUAUUACAGUGAAGUUAACUGUAUUACAGUGAAGAAAUUGGAAUUAAAAAGAAUACACCAAAUACUUGCCCUCGUACACUGCUGAAAUGUUAACAUGCAUGUUUCCCAUUUAAAGACGCAGUGGGCCGAGUAAUCAGUGAACAUACAAUGAUCAAUAUGUUGUUACAUACAAGUAUAUGACUUUUAUUAGUUUUUGUCUUUUGACAUUUAAAUUUCUAAAUCAAUGGAAUAAUUUUCAUGGCAUCCAAAAAUGCAUCUUAUUAAACUCUUGAAAAGCAAAAAUGGGUCUUAUAUAACAUUUUAGAAUUUUCAUUUUUAAAGGGACCGUACACCAGAUUGGUGUCGGAGACCGGGUUGGAACCCGUGUCGCUGAAAUUGCAGUCCAGCGUCGUACCUACUGAGCUAUGAAGGCUUUCUAUAAUUGGGUGACAUAAUUAAGCUAUACACCUACCUCUGUAAUAUCACGUGAUAACACCGACUAGCCAAUCAGGCAUAAGGAAUUAAUUCUACCUGGUAGACAUACCCAGUAAUCUUUUUUAAUGGAAAAAUACGAAAUAACUGCUAAACUUAGAUAAAUUGUAAACUAUGUGGUCCUUCAGUUAGUAAGUUUCAAUGCAUUGUACACAUCGAUGCCAAGUUUAUGUCAGUUUUUCAACAAUUUUCUUUUUUUCCGCUAUUUUAUCAUACGGAGAACAGUCCCGUUAAGCAUUAUAUCAAAGAUCUUAUUUCAUCAAAAAAAUAAGUUUAAUUAAAAGUAUAUUUUUUCUUAUAAAACACAACAAGCCGUAAUUAAAGUAAAUAUAUGGAAUGCGAGAGAUAUGUCAUCGUACUUUGAUAUCGUAUCUCCUGCUUUCCAUAUAUUUCCUUUAAUUUUGGCUUGUUGUGUUUUAUAUGUAAAACAUUUAGAUUAUAACCUAAUGGUUAUUGACUUAUUCAUUGUAAGCUCAUUGGUUAGUAGGUCCCACUUUGAGAGCUUCAGUUAUAAACUGCCAAGAAUGCCUUUUAACCAGCUUGUCAGUAUUCUUUUAAAAGUUGUUUUAGUGAUUUGUUAUGUACACAGUUAUUUUAAAUGUUGUGAACUUUCCUAGGCUUAGCAUGUACUGGGCAAAUAGUGAAUAGUUAAACAUCAACUUGUUGAGACUGAAAAAACAUAUUGUUUUUAAUUCAAUCCACUUGUUUCAUAUCACCAAUGCUUUUUAAGUGCAUAAUUACAUGUGUUGUAAGGUUUUAGCUAAGGGUUAUUCCAGACAAACAUAUGACCCCCGGGGGAUGCAAUUAUUUUAAAAGUAUAUGGGUGGGUGUCAAUUUUCACUAACUUGAACCCCAAAAGGCUAAAUUUACUUCUGUAGGGGGCAGGCCUAACUUAAAAGUCCCCCCCCACCCGGGGAUUAUAUGUUUAAUGGAAUAGCCCUAAGAAAUUGAGCCUUAUUUUACUUGAAAUUUGUUUUCUAAGUUAAAAUGUGUUCUCAAUAUUUUCUCAAUAAUUACUGCUAAUGCAAAAUUGUUUUUAGAGUAUAUCAUAAAGCUUGACCACGGGACAAUGCCCUUGUUGGGCUGUUGGGCAAAACACUUGUAGAUGAUGAAUUAAUCGUCAGCGAAAAGUUUGGGACAAAUGAAUAAUAAAUAUUCAGAUUUUCACAAUUUAGCUAAAAUAAAUUGGUUUAAACUAUAUAAAUUAAUUUGUGAGUGCAAUUUACAUGCUCUGUAUGGAUAAAUGGAAUCAGUUCAUUGCCACUACUGGUUGUAAUAUUGACAAAGCUGUAUAUCAAUCUUUGUUUUUUAAUGUACAUGUAUAAUGUUGUCCUGUCCUGUCCUUUGUUAAUUCAUGCAAAUGUCUGGCAUGUUGUUUUUAUGGUCUUUGAGUUACCCGAUCUCGUUUUAAUAUUUAGCUACAUGUAGAUGAUUAUUUGUUUUUUCCACAUUUAAGCAAUAGUACAUGCUGUAAGAUCUAAGCUUUGGCUUGGUAAUGGUAAGUUUAAUGUGGCCGACACACAAAUAUCUCUGAUAUAGCUCCAUAAGUAUUUAUAUUAAAUCUUUAUGCCAAUAUAUAUCAUUUGAAGGGGUAUUUUCUUGCUGAUUUUUUAUAUGUAAAUAAAUGGCCAAAGUUAUGUUAUUUAUAUUACGUUAAUAUAGUUUAUAAAAAUAUUUGCUCGCUUUUAUCAAUUAAAAUUUGAUGUCAAAUGACAUAUUUUCAAUUAUUGAAGGCAAAAGUUCUGUUUUCUUUUUUUCACACAAAAUCUUUCAAAUGAUACCAAAAUAACCAGGCCUCCAUUACUCACAUAUUUAUGGGUCAGAUUCCUUUAAACAGAUUAAAAUGCAUAUCAUGGUGAAGACUUUCUCAAGACAGAAAUGUACUGUUAGUAAAGUAAAAAAUGCAGAGGUACUAUGAUGGCUUUGUUGAGUUGUCAUCGACGUCAUUCAAACACAUUCAUCUCGACCAUUACUGAAAGGCGGUUCAAGAUAUUUGAAUAAAAUUAUAUGCAGAGACAAUAUGCUUAAGCUGCUUAUGUGUAGUAAGGCCUGCUACUCUGGUAAAAAUACUCCAGUUAUGAGCCCUUUUUUUACUUUAAAAAGUAACAUUAGAAAAGCAUUGUUUUUUCUGCGCUCCUGAUAACGAAAUAACCCCAGCUUUUUGAUGAUGUAUUAUUUCUUAAAUGUGGUUUUCUAUGCUAUGUUGUAGCUCAAUGCUUCUAACAUUCUAAAUACCUGGGUUUUUCUAGAGCUAUUUGUACAAAUUGGACUGCAUGUAAAUCAUUCAUUGUUAGUUUCAUGCUUUUAAAUUUAGUUUCAAAUGAUUACACAUUUUAUCAAGACAAGAUUUCAGUUUUAAUGAAAAUUCAAGUUUUAUGUACAUUUAUAUUGUUUCUUUGUUAAUGUCAUGGAAUUCAUUGACCUUCAUUAUUGUACCUGUGAAAUGACAUUUUUUUGUUUUCAAUUUGUGUUAUUUUUCGAACAAUGUCACUUUUAAAUGGGUCCGUCAUUGUGCAAUACAUGAAUUUCAUGAUUUUUGAUGUAUGUCAAAAUUGCUUUGGGAAGGAUUCUGCUUUUUACUUGUAUGUCAGCUUUUUUGGACGUAGUUUUAUUGGCAAACAUUUUGUAGAUAACUCGACUGUUUCACUAUUUGACUGUACGUCGAAAGGUUUUUUGAUCAGUAGUAGCUCUUAACAAGUUACUGAUUUAUGUACAUGAAUUCUUAUGAGAUCCAAUCUUAUCACUGCUGUUUGAGUUUGAUUUCUAACAAGAUUGAUUAUAUAAUUUAAUAAAUUGUAAGAAAGAAACAUCGUGUUCUUUGAGAUGACAGACAAUCUGUGACGAUGUAAAUUAAUGAUAAAAAUACCUGUUAGUUUUGAUAACAACUCAUCAGUUCAAAAAUAUUGUUUAAUGUAUAUUAAACCGGUUAGUUGUAGAUAUAAAUUGUCAUUUAGUUUUCAUUCGGCAAGUUGUUAAUAUAUAAGCACUUUUUAAAUUCAUGUUUGACUGAAUUUUUGAUAAAUCCGAAUGCUUUUUAGACUGGUUUAUUUAGCAGUAGUAAUUGUUAACGGUUUUCGAUGUAUCCCUAUUUAUUAAUAUUUGUAUAAUCAUGUCACUAAAUAAAAGUUCUGUUACUGAAUAGGUUUUUCCUGUACACAAAAAUCAUGAAUAAAAUGUUA